AUGGCUAUCCAGCUCGCCGGAGUGGUUGCGAACCACAACACGCUGCUCUAUGUUGUUCCAAUUCUAUUCGUGAUAGGAGUGAACUACCCCGGCCCUCUGAUAUCAAGGGCCUCAACCCUAUGGUACUCUCGGGCGCUGGGUAGAGGCACCAUAGCACAAGAUCUUCUUGCUCUUCAUGAAAAGUACGGCGAUACUGUCCGGAUCACACCCGAUGAAAUUUCCUUCAUCGACCCCCAGAACUGGAAGCAGAUCUACGGUUACCGUACCAGCCCAGCUGGGAAAGUUGAGAUGAUCAAAGAUCCACGCUACCACGAUACGGUCAAACCAACUGUCACCAUCUUGACGGGAAACGAUGCCGAGCACACAUACUUUCGAAAAAUUCUUUCGCCGCCGUUCUCUGAGAUCUCUCUGAAGAAAAACGAGUGGAUUCUGCACCGCUUUGUUGAUAAAUUUAUUGCUCGCGUCAAGGACGCAGGCGAUAACGGUAAGAAGCCGGUGGACAUUGUUGACUGGUUUAACUAUCUUACCUUUGACAUCAUUGGUUAUCUCGCAUACGGAGAAGACUUUAAUUGCCUGGGAGAAUCCAAGCUGCACGAGUGGAUUGAUUGUAGUCUGGCGAUUGCCGGCCUGAUGACCCUUGGCCAGUCCGCCCGCCAGCUCCCCUACCCUUUUGACAAACUGUACAAGUGGAUGUUCAUUCCUGACUCAAUAUACCGCCGUACCAAGACUCACAGAGACCUUGUUGAUCAAAAAGUCCACACCCGCCUCGGUCAUAAUCCAGAGCAUAUGGACUUUCUCCAGAAAUUAGUCGAGCUGCGAAAAGAUGAGAAGAUGGAAUUCGGCACACUGUCGGAACACGCCUCGCUGCUAACUAUUGGCGGCAGCGAGACGACGGCUACGCUUUUGUCCGGUGCCAUUUACUUCCUAGCCCUGAAUCCAGAGGUAUACGCCAAACUGAAACGGGAGAUACGCACGACAUUCGCCAAGGAGGAGGAUAUGACUCUGCUUCGACUGUCGCAGUGCGCGUACCUCCUCGGCGUCGUAGAGGAGACGCUCCGUAUGUACCCACCGUCUCCAGCGAACCACACGCGGAUGGUGCCUGAGGGCGGGGCUGUGCUCGAGGGUAAGCACAUCCCAGGCGGGCUCUGCGUGAGCAUGCCCAUGUUCGCGUCGUUCAACGCCAGCAGCAACUGGGUGGAGCCGCGGGUGUUCGCGCCGGAGCGUUGGACGGGCGAAAACCCGGACAAAUACGCGCGCGACCGCAAGGAGGCGCUGAAGCCGUUCUCGUAUGGCCCGCGGAACUGUCUCGGGCAGCAGCUCGCCAACCACGAGGUGCGCUUGAUCUUGGGUAAGGUGGCGUGGCACUUUGACCUCGAGCUCAUGGAGGCAUCGCGGGGCUGGGAGAAGCAGAUCAGCUACACUUUCUGGGAGAAGCACCGGCUAUGGGUCAAGAUGAAGUCUGUGACGUAG
This is a messenger RNA of Xylaria bambusicola, 1470 nucleotides long. Its product is annotated as cytochrome P450 monooxygenase. NCBI's taxonomy places the organism in Eukaryota, Fungi, Ascomycota, Sordariomycetes, Xylariales, Xylariaceae. Bases 1 to 1470 code for a protein of 489 amino acids. Gene Ontology annotation, molecular function: heme binding; iron ion binding; monooxygenase activity. The transcript is spliced from 5 exons. The record is from RefSeq and is a predicted model, not a curated record.